Molecule: messenger RNA, 758 nt
Organism: Bufo bufo (common toad)
Lineage: Eukaryota; Metazoa; Chordata; Amphibia; Anura; Bufonidae
Gene: SPEF1
Product: sperm flagellar 1
Exons: 7
Coding region: 11-688 (225 amino acids)
Biological process (GO): regulation of cytoskeleton organization
Cellular component (GO): axoneme
Molecular function (GO): microtubule binding
Source: RefSeq, a predicted model, not a curated record
GCAGGCAGUGAUGGCGGCGGCCGGGGAGGUUGAUGAGCAGACGCUGCAGGAGCUGUACUCCUGGGUGGACAAGAUCCCCCUGUCCAGACCCAAGAGGAACGUCUGCCGGGACUUCAGUGACGGAGUGUUAACGGCUGAAGUCGUCAAAUACUAUUUCCCCAAACUGGUGGAGAUGCACAACUACGUCCCGGCCAACUCCGCCCAGCAGAAAGUCAGUAACUGGACCAUCCUCAACCGGAAAGUUCUCAGUAAGUUGAACGUCUCUGUUCCGGACGACUUGAUCCGCAGGAUCGUUCAGUGCUCGCCAGGGGUAGUGGAGCUCGUCCUCAGUACUCUGCGACAGAAGAUCGAGGAGAGACAGAGGCAGAUCCAGAGCGAGCAGGAGGUGACGAGUCCACGCUCGGAGCCCAACGACCACACAGAGCCAGGUAAUUCCCCAAAGCAGAAGAGCAACGGCGCAGACAGGGGAGAGCCUGGGAGUAAGCCUCCUCCGGGGUACGCUCAGGCUGCUCACCCAGAUUCCGGUCUCCGUAUGCAGCUGGCAGAGAAGGAGCGGGCGCUGAUGGCCUCCCAGGAAACCAUUCAGAUAUUACAGGCGAAGCUGCGGAGAAUGGAGCAGCUGCUCCAUCUGAAGAACGUCCGGAUAGACGACCUGGGCCGCCGCCUGCAGGAGGCCGAGAAGAAGUGACCCCUGACCCCCGCGCCGCCUCUGUCUAUAUACUGUGAUUAUGGUGCUUUUAUAUGUCCCGCUGCUUACA